This is a messenger RNA of Vicugna pacos (alpaca), 1136 nucleotides long. RefSeq names its product selenoprotein S (gene SELENOS). Gene Ontology annotation, biological process: endoplasmic reticulum unfolded protein response; retrograde protein transport, ER to cytosol. The record is from RefSeq and is a predicted model, not a curated record. Gene Ontology annotation, cellular component: endoplasmic reticulum membrane; Derlin-1 retrotranslocation complex; Derlin-1-VIMP complex. NCBI's taxonomy places the organism in Eukaryota, Metazoa, Chordata, Mammalia, Artiodactyla, Camelidae.
GAAGGCGAACGCUCCCGCUGACGCGGCCGGGCCGGGCCGGGCCAGGCCGGGUUGAGCGGCGGUGACCAUGGAGGCGGACGGGGACGAGCUGUCCGCGCGGCCGGCCCUGGAGACCGAGGGGCUGCGCUUCCUCCACGUCACGGUGGGCUCCCUGCUGGCCACCUAUGGCUGGUACAUCGUCUUCAGCUGCAUCCUUCUCUACGUCGUGUUUCAGAAGCUCUCCGCCCGGCUCAGGGCCCUGAGGCAGAGGCAGCUGGACCGCGCCGCGGCCGCUGUGGAACCUGAUGUCAUCGUUAAACGACAGGAGGCUUUGGCCGCUGCUCGGCUGAAAAUGCAGGAGGAGUUAAAUGCACAAGUGGAAAAGCACAAGGAGAAGCUGAGACAGCUCGAAGAGGAAAAAAGGAGACAGAAGAUUGAAAUGUGGGACAGCAUGCAAGAGGGAAAAAGUUACAAAGGAAAUGCAAGAAAGCCUCAGGAAGAAGACAGCCCUGGGCCUUCUGCUUCAUCCGUCAUCCCGAAACGGAAAUCGGACCGAAAGCCCUUGCGGGGAGGGGGUUACAACCCUUUGUCCGGUGAAGGAGGGGGAGCCUGCUCCUGGAGACCUGGACGCAGAGGCCCGUCAGCUGGUGGAUGAGGCUAAGAGUCCUGUUAGUGUCGCUUUUGACAUUAGCAAGAUGAACCCUUCACCCCUGACUCAAUUGCCUUAUGCACGCUUUUCACAGUGACUAGCCAGUGGACAGGGCUUUCUCUCUGGCCUUGGAUGUACCUGCAUCUUUCAGGGUCAAAGUCCUUGUGGGGUGUGGAUGUGGCCCUGGGCAGUGGCUGCAGUUGGUCACUCUCACUGAAGCCAGUUUGUUGAUUUCCCGGGUUGUUGCUGGUGGGUCAGUAAAGGCCUGCAAGUGACUGGGGAUCUUGACAAACAGACCUGGCCACAAUCCUUCCUUCCCGUCCGAGGUCCGUGCCGGCAGGACAGUCUCUGUGACAGGUUGUGUCGAAUGAUGUCUUCCUUGUAAAUGGUGAGCCCACCAGCGAGGAUUACUGAUGCAGACAGUUGAUGGGUUGUUUCUGUACAUUUUUCUUCAUGUACAGAACCUUGUAAAAAACUGUAGAUAUUAAAAAACAAAUUGCAAAGAACA